CCUGGCCUCGGGGUUGCGGCGCACCCGACGGCGGCGCGUGCCUCGGUUUCCCCGCCAGCGGAGAGCCGGCUGUUCGCCGGUGUCCCCCUAGAGCUGGCGGACCGGGCGAUCGCGAGGCUGGGGACGGGCGUGCGCGCGGCGGCGGACCCCGGGUGCCCUGCGGGAGGCGCGAUUUAAGGGCGAGCUGCGCGCGUCUGCCCGGGUCAGCGGGGUGGCCGCACCGAGCUGCUGACUCAUCAGGUGUCCGUCGGCUUCCGCGCGGGCGGGGUCGCGCGCAGGCCCACAGGGGAGGCGGCGGGGAGAUCCUGCUGCGCGGCUUGGGCUCGCCACGCGGGUGCGAGCCCAGCGGAGACGUGCUGAGUCAUCAGCAUGAGGUCACUCGGUGCUCCUGCUGACGCUGGGCCAGGGCGGGGGGCCCGGGCCGGCUAUCGGCCGGUCUAGUCGGGAGACAGGGCUCGAUCCGGGCGGUGAAGGUCGGGCCGGGAUCCGGGGUCGUGUUUAAGUUUGACGGACCUGUGAGUUGGAGGCAAAGGCUCCGAAGGAGGCAUUGCAGGGGCGCGCCGCAGGUUUCUCCCGGGGUGGAAGGUAAAGUCCCAGGCGUGCGCAUCCUUGCCUGGCACUUGGGCUCCUGGCCCGGGUCCCACAACUGGGGCAGUUCCCCAAACCGGGAGACCGAUCAGUGUACGCUGAGGGGAGGAGCUUAGGUGGGCCGAGCCAGCUCGUCUGGGAAGCAAGCUUUCCUUCUCAGUGACCCUGAAUGGCCAGGCUGCGUCGGUCCUAGAUGGGGAAGACCGGGAGGCAGGGAAGAAGGGUUUGUGGCUUGAAAGAAGCUGGGGUCAGCUCUAACCAGCUAAGGAGAGCAAAGGGUGGAUCUAGGCAGCUGGUGAGAGUUUUUGAGGUGCAACCAUGGAGCAGAAGAUGUAGUUUUAUUUAUCCCAAUGUUAUUCCUUUCAGAAGAGUUUGGGGUCCCACUGUUUCCUAGAGUUACCAAAAAGUGUGUGUGCCCUGUUGGCUGUCUGGAGACUCUUGGGAGGUGACAGCUUUGUGGGGUGUGGCUGAAUGGCUGUUUACUGACUUAUCUGUCGUGAAGGUUCUUGAACUCCAUCCUACUGCUUUCCUUGCCCAGGGAUUCAUGUCUAGACUGUGCUUAGCUUGUGGUUUGUGCUAAGGGAUGUCCCCUUAACCCUGAGCCCUGAGGCUGCUCAUAGGUGCAGUGUUUUUUCAUUUGGUGUGGAACUUGCCCUAUGAAACUUCAAGGUCCCAGAAAAGUGUUAAACUCUGGAGGCACUGUGCUUCAGUGAACUUAGCGUUUUCCGUUCUCUUCAAACAAUGUCAGUACCCGAAGGAGAGAAGACCUAAGUAGGGGUCUCCUGCAUUGAGGUUUACAGGCAAGGUUUAGCAAGGAAGGGUCACUAUCUUGCUUGAGACUAAUGUCCAGAUUGUCCAGUGUGAGAGGACAGAGGUGCCCAAACCUUUUCUUUAAGGGUCAGCCUGAAUGAGUGGUCCAGAGCCCCUUGGCGUCUUAAGUCUGUCCAUGGCUGUGAGUACUUGGAGGGCUGAGUUGGGAGGCAGCAGGUCCAGAUCAGCUUCUCUGAGCUUCUUCCUCAGGCUCUGGAAAGUUCUCUAAACUGUAUCCCUCAGCACAGCUGUCCCCCAGAACUGUCUGCCUAGUCACUGUGUCCCUAGGUUUGCAGAAGCCAGGCAGGUAGCUGGAAGCAUUGACUUUCCUGAGACCUGCCCUUCCCCCUUAAGCACACAUGCGUAUAAACAUGCACACACACUCGCUCUAACACACACACACACACACACACACACACACACACACACACUCUCUCUUGCGCACCUUUGAUCAGGAGGCAGUUGGCUGCACUUGUGCUGAGUUCAGGCCUUUGGUGGAGGUAAAAUCUGUUGAGAAGGCACUUUUUAGCUCCCAGCCGCCACACUCUGCACUUUCCUGUGCGAUCUCAGGAAGUCACCGUUUUGAGCUCAGUAGUCUGUAUGAGGGAAGCUCCUGCCAGGACUGUCCCCUCACCUCAAUUUACGCUCCUAGUGUGAGUAUAGGGCCAGAUGCCCUUCAGACCUCUAGAUCUGAGUUCUGCCUUUCUCUUUGAUCUAGCAGGACUGUUGCCUCUGAAAAUGCUCCUAAUCUAGUCAUGUAGAUUUAGUCCUGGUUUGCUUGCUCAGUGUUUGCAUGUAGCCACACCUCCUGUUCAAAGCUAAGAGCAGUAGGGUAAAGCUAAUGAGACCUCAUUAGUUCCUUUGAUAAGAUGGACCAACUCCCCAUCCAGCACAUUUUUGCCUGAAGUGCUCACAGCCUUCAGCCUCCUUUCGAGACCUGCAGCAACCUCACCUCCCUUAUUUCCCUGCACCUAACCUGGAAAGGAGAAUGUGCCUGUGGGACUGGUGGGUGUUGGGCUAAGUGGGGAUUCCCAGCCUAGGUACACAAGAAUGUCCUUGGCAAGACUUUAGAAAGCUGAAAAUGAGGUUGAGCCCGGAGGGGCGGCUGACUGUAGGAGGGACCUGUUUUGCUUUUGUUCCCUGGCCCCGUGGUCACUGACCCUAGGCAGAGAGCCAAAGACCAGUCAGUGACCCGAAGGGGCUGGCUCUUGCCUGCUUCCAGCUAACAGUGCUUUUCCUCUGCUAAUUGUGGGAGACCUUGUGAAACACCCUGUGUUGGGUGGGGCAAGAGUACAGGAUGCUGCAACCAAGCCACAGGAUGGUUACCCCAUCUGUAAAGGAGAUGAACGGGGAGGACUGGAGGGGCCUGGGCUCAGCUCCUCCCAGCCGGAUUGCCUGCUACCUGGAAGAGUGCCUGCUCACUGUGUCCCCCGGGUUAUGACGACCCCCAAUAAAGGAAACAAGGCCUUAAAGGUGAAGCGGGAGCCGGGCGAGAAUGGCACCAGCUUGACCGACGAGGAGCUGGUAACCAUGUCGGUGCGAGAGUUGAACCAGCACCUGCGAGGCCUCUCCAAGGAAGAGAUCAUCCAGCUGAAGCAGCGGCGGCGCACACUGAAGAACCGGGGCUACGCGGCCAGCUGCAGAGUCAAGCGGGUGACACAGAAGGAGGAGCUGGAGAAGCAGAAGGCGGAGCUCCAGCAGGAGGUGGAGAAGCUGGCCUCGGAGAAUGCCAGCAUGAAGCUGGAGCUCGAUGCCCUGCGCUCCAAGUACGAGGCCCUGCAGAACUUUGCCAGGACCGUGGCCCGCAGCCCUGUGGCCCCGGCUCGGGGUCCCCUUGCUGCUGGCCUGGGGCCCCUGGUUCCUGGCAAGGUGGCUGCCACCAGCGUCAUCACCAUAGUAAAGUCCAAGACGGAUGCUCGGUCAUAGGGACACGUGCAGUUGCCAGGCAGGUCUUUGAGGGGCCACUAGGUGCGUGGCAGAGUUGGCAGCCCCGUCCCUCUUCCUUUCAUUUCCCUUCCUUUCUCCUCUCCCUUCCCUGUUUCCUUCCCUGCAAAGCACAACCUGCACCCAGGGGCACUAGGCUGAGCCCCUUGAUCAUCUUCGUUGUCACGCCUGUGUUUCGUACGUUGGGAUCAGNCAGUUCAACAGUGAUGUUGGGUUGCCCUUAACCCCUUUGUACCAAGGCCGUGCAGGCUAGGAGUCCAGAGUGGGCACUGUGGGAGUGGACGAGAGUGCACGUGGGCAAGUGUACUGGGCUUAGGGCUGCCCUUGUCUCCCUGGUGGUCUGCANUGGGAUUUGAGCGCUUUCCUUUCAGAAGUCCAGUGGGNCUCUCAGCUUAAUCCAGAAGGAAGAGAUGGGCUCUGCCCUGAAAAGUGGUUAUGUCUUGAAGCCCCUGGGUGAAUAGGCCACCAGCCUGGGCACUGGGGNGGGAACCAUGGUGCUGGAGCCUGGCACAGUGCACCGGACAAGACCGAAUUGCCGGUUAUGCGUGUGGGUGGAAGGUGUGUCUGUGUGUCCGAUGGGUCCGGUGUCACUGUUUACAUGACCUAUUUGUGUGGUUAUAUAGCCCUUUAUUUAAAAGAGAAGUUCCUUUUACGGAGUUAUUAAAUUAUAUGUUUAAGAGCUAAAACGAAAAAAAAAAAGCUGCAGAGUAUUUAUAAAAUUGUCUUAAAAAACAAAAACAAAAACAACAAAAAAAAAACAUUUGACCGUAUACAUGGAAAAGGGAAGAAAGUAUAGUAGAAACUUUGCUAGUUUAAAAAAAAAAAAUCCCUUUCUUGUAAACCUGGGGACAGCGCUGUGGCUGUUGGAGUUUAGUUUUUAUACACAGAGUUAUCAGACAUUACUUAUAAAACUUAGUUUAAAAAAAGAAAAAAAAAAAAAAAGCCAAGCUGCGAGCCUACCGGAGGCCGUCCUCUUUGAUAUCUCUUUUGCAAUUGUACCGAAAGUGACUUACUCCUUUCCCUUCCUGCUUCCGUCUUGCCGGUGCCGUGGUGUUGUCCGUGCCUGGUGAGGUUUUGUGCAGCCGUAAAGUGCUGGUGCUUCUGGUGACCUUUGACCUGUGGCUGUCCCUGUGUUUUGUGUGUGUGCGUGUUUUUUUUUUUUUGGGGGGGGUUUGUUGUGGUUUUGCUUCUGCGGGCUUGCUGGACCCGGGCAGGACGUACUCCCCUGGGGGUACCGGGACCUGCCUGCAGCUUACCUUCUGCUGCACUUCUCCAUUCCUCUGCCAUGUGGUCCCUCUGAGCCUUGGCUUGGCAUUGUGGGUCUAGGGCUUGGGUUAAGGCAGUGGCAGAGUAAGUGAAGUUGGGAGCUAUUGGCCCCCACGCUGCUUCCACAUCCACCACCUCUGGCCCUGGGUGGUGACAUUGCAGGGACCAAGGUGUCACUGUGGGUGCCCACAGGGCUGUGGCCUACCUGUCCUUGGCCGUCUUCCUUCUGGCCUCAGCUUAGUUCCUAUAGGCUUCGUUGGGGUCUCCGCCCCCGGGGCCUCCCUUGUGGGUUGAGAGAUCUGUCACUCACGUGUUUCUGAAGCCCAGUUCUGUGGGGUGUUGUUUCCCAGGCAGAUUGUUUGGGGGCCCCACUGCGGGCAACCAUUCUUCCCUGUGUCACUGUGAGAGCCUGGAGGCCUCCACCAUCGCCAGACAAGGGCUUUGGCCCUAGGGCCAGGUCUGUUCUUCCCCAGUGUCCGCAGCUCUUGGCUCUGGGCCCUCACUCUGCCUCCUUCAGGAUCUGCGUCUUCCAGGGAUCCGCUGUUCGACUUGGAGGUGCUUCUCUGCAGGUUCCAAGCCUGCCUCCUCACCCUACCUUUCCAGUGGAGGCUGCCCACCUUCCAGGCUUGGCUCAGGAAGCUCCUCAUAAGCGGAUACCCACCUGCAAGAGGCUACAUCCCUGUGUGGGCGGUCACAUGGCCUCCUGCUGACAUAGCUGGUGUCUUCUCUGGGGGCCCUGGUUCCCUGAAAAGCACAGAAAUGUGGUCUGGUGAAAGGAAAGACUGGCCUGGCAGGCCUUUACCUCGUAGGCAGCGGGAUUUUCACUCAGUUUGAUGCAACGUGCAGGGCUCUGGGAGCAGGACCUGUGCCACCCUGGCGUUUUGGUGGGCUACUAUGGCUCAAGGUGCUCAGACAGUCCCAUUGAUGCCUGGAUCGGAUAUGAGUGGGAAUCUGGACUGUUGAUUCUGAGUUACCAGGUGACCUCAUCCCCUCCCUUUGGUUCUGUGACUAUCCAGAUGAGUUGCUGGUGCUGCCUGGCAGCAGAGCUGGCAUGGAUCGUGCCCAUGCCUGGAGGAUGAGAGGCUUUCUGAGUGUUUUGGUACUGGCUGGGCUGCUAUGUAAAGCUGAGAAUGGCCCAGUGCCUAGGUCCAGCCUGCUGGGAGGAUGAGGAAGAGGAGGCUGGGUAUGUGUUAAACAGGAGUAGUGGGUCUUUUGCUUCUGAACAGGAUAGAGCCAUGCUCAAGGCUUUCAGGUUUGCAGCAUCCGCUUCUUGAGUCUGGGGAACUUUCCCUGUUGAGCCAGCCCUGCAGCUCCACUCCCUGUCCCUUCCCCUUGAUUUCCUGACAGUAAAUCCUGUGUCCAGUUGUGACUGUUGGCUGUUUCUCUGAUCAUUGUUAAUUCCGUUUUCCUACUGUGAGGGUGUUGUGUUUGACUUUCUGACACAGCGAAUGGAGAGCUUGGGCUGAGGUCAGGUCUCCCAAACUUCUCUGCUAAGUAAACCAUAAUGUGUGACUUCCCUCUUCCCUUGACUUUGCCUGACUCCUUCCUUGGACAUGGACACUCAGAUUUCAAAGAAAGCCCACAGUUUCCUCUGUAGAGUAUGGUCCCAGAGAGUCCCCCCUGCAUUGUGUGCAGCGGGGUGUGGUGCCUGCCGUGCAGGGAGCCAGUGGCAACACUGUGUUAACAGGGAUCACCACCACCCAGCUUCCAGCAGGCUGGCCUCAGCUCAUCUUUUAGUUCUGUGUGUGCUCUGUUAGCCUUGGUGAUGAGGGCCAGGGUUUGCAGCUUUGAUAAACUACUUGGAGAUGGUGAGGCCACUUCCCUGCUACCUCCCUCUCUGGUGUGGCCACUUGGCCAAAGCUCCGAUCCGCAGCUGGGAUGUCUGAGCCACAGCCUGCUACACUGUUUCCGCUCUGGGAUCUUCUGAGUUACUUUUUUAGGCUGUGGUUUAGUGAAAGGAACCAACACAUUAACAAUCCCCCCAGAAGCCACUGAAUAAUUCUUGGCAUGUUUUCUCAGUGUCGUUGGCCGCCUGGUUUGGGAGUAGUUGCGGAACAGAGGACAGAUCAGUACCAUACAGAGGCAUGGGUUCGAUGGAGCUGCUCACAGUUUGCCUGUUCCUGGCAUGUGCCCUGGGUGUGUGCUAUACCUGCUGGGCCAGCUGCACACAUAUGUACCCUGCCCCUGGAGCAACAGCAUUAAUAUAGCACUGGUGUCUCUGGAAGUGUGAGGUAGAGUGUUCUAGGAAGUGUCCCUGAUAAGAUUUCCUUGUUCUUUAGGGCCCCGGUUGGGCUUUUGGCCCCUCCAGCAACUUUAUGCCCCAACCCCACCUUUCCUCCCAUUUUCUGUCUGCUAGUCUCUGAAGCCUUUAACCAAAUGGGAAUGGGUACAGAAAGCCUUCUCCUGGCAACUUAGGGCAACAGGACAAGGGCUAUUGUGUGUCCAGCUCUGUUGGUCUCCUGGUGCUGAGAGGUGUGUCCAAGCAGAGUUGAUCAGCCCCUGCCUGCCCUGCAGGGCUGAAGCCAGGGGGAGGUUAGUAGAGAGUACCCUAAAUGGGGUGAGGUUCCUUCAACAUCCAACUGAGGAGGUGUGGCUGCAAGGUGAGACCCUGUCUCCUGUACCUGGGUAGGGCCAUAGGGGAUCUGGCUGCAAGGUGAGGCCUGGACUUCGCAUCCGUGGAGAGCGAUCAGUCACCUGGCCUCAGCAGGCAGCAGCCUUGGUGCCCACCCGUGCCCUGCGCAGUAUUUAUUGCUAAAUUAUUGUCCAGGAGGGGCGGCACUGGGCCUGGCCCCCCGGGUAUUUAUUGCUGUACAUAGUGUAUGUUUGUGAUAUAUAAGGUUUUCUUUAUUUUGUAUAUGAUCAAUAAACGCCUUUUAAAGAGA
Messenger RNA from Mus caroli (Ryukyu mouse), 7490 nucleotides. RefSeq names its product MAF bZIP transcription factor G (gene Mafg). Lineage: Eukaryota; Metazoa; Chordata; Mammalia; Rodentia; Muridae. Gene Ontology annotation, cellular component: nucleus. The record is from RefSeq and is a predicted model, not a curated record. Gene Ontology annotation, molecular function: RNA polymerase II cis-regulatory region sequence-specific DNA binding; DNA-binding transcription factor activity, RNA polymerase II-specific. Gene Ontology annotation, biological process: regulation of epidermal cell differentiation; regulation of transcription by RNA polymerase II.